AUGACGGGCCAGGAGCAGCUCAAGAACGACAUCGAGGCCGAUUCCGACUACAAGCAGCAUGGCGUCAAGAAGGUCGAGGCCGUCACAACGGUCUGGUCAAGCAAGAUGCUCUGGAUAGUCUUUGCGCUCCUAUAUCUGGUCAGCUUCGUCGACGUGCUUCUGCAGUCGGUUCAGGGCAACCUCGUCUCCUACAUUACGUCCGAGUUCAGCCAGCACGGCCUGUUGGCAAUCACCAGCAUCGUCUCCAGCAUCCUGGGCGGUGCUAUCACGCCCACCAUUGCCAAGAUCACCGACAUCCGCGGCCGUACCGAGGGCUUUCUCUACAUGCUCCUGCUCAUCGUCGUCGGCAUGAUCAUGAAGGCGACCUGCCAGAAUGUCGAGACCUACGCCGCCGCCCAGACCUUCUACUGGGUCGGCCACCUCGGGCUGCUUUAUAUCAUCACUAUCAUCCUCUCCGACAUGACGUCCCUGCGCAACCGCAUGAUCAUGAUCUCCGUCAACGGCACCCCUCUCAUCGCCUCGACCUUCGCCGGCCCCAAGAUCGCCGAGUUGUUCUACCUCAACCUCAACUUCCGCUGGGCCUUCGGCGCCUUCACCAUCAUCCUGCUGGCCUUCUGCCUACCUGUGGCCCUGAUUCUGCUCCUCAGCGAGGCAAAGGCCAAGAAGCAAGGCCUCAUCCCGCUGCGGAUGAAGACGCGCAGCCUGGCCGCAUCGUUCAAGUACUACUUCGUCGAGUUUGACGUCGUGGGAUUGCUUCUGCUCACCGCCGGAUGGUCCCUGCUCCUCCUGCCCUUCAGUCUCGUCUCGAGCGCCCUACACGGGUGGCAGAGCGCUACGGUGAUCUGCAUGAUCGUCUUUGGCAUUGUCUCGCUGGGGCUGUUCGUUGUCUGGGAGAAGUUCUUUGCCGCCGUCUCCCUAUUUCCGUACAAGUUCCUCAAGGAUCGCACUGUGCUGGGCGCGUCGUUUGCGUACGGGAUCAUGUUCCUGUCCAUCUUUGUCUGGGACACGUACUAUUACUCCUACCUGCAGGUCGCCCACUUCCAGGACAUCGCCAGCGCCGGCUACAUUCUCAAUACCUUCUCCCUCACGUCGGCGAUCAUCUCGCCCCUUAUCAGCGUGUUCAUCCGCUAUACAGGCCAAUUCAAAUGGCCGACCAUCAUCGUGGGGAUCCCCUUCGUGCUGCUCGGCACCGGCCUGCUCAUCCACUUCCGCACGCCAAGCACAUCGGUCGGCUUCCUAGUCAUGUGUCAAUUCUUCAACGGCCUCGGCACCUCCUUCAUUGCGACCUGUGGGCAGCUAGCCGUGAUGGCCGCGGUGACGCACCAGGAGGUCGCCAUCGCGCUCGCAUUUUUCAACCUGUGCGGCUCCAUCGGCGCAGCCAUCGGCAUGGCCAUCGCUGGCGGGCUGUGGACGAACUUGCUGCGCAACUCCAUCUACGACAACCUGCCGGCGGCGAGCAAGGAGCUGACGGAUGCAAUCUACGCAGACAUGCGGCUGCAGCUGUCCUACGAGAGGGGCGAUCCGAUCCGUGACGCUAUCAUCGAGGCGUAUGGUGAUGUGCAGCGCAAGAUGGUCAUUGCUGGCGCGGCGUUUGUGCCGCUGCUGCUGGGUGCUGUGCUGAUAUGGCGGGAUAUCAAUGUCAAAGAGAAGAGGCAGACUGUGGGGAAUGUGUGGUGA
Molecule: messenger RNA, 1677 nt
Organism: Lasiosphaeria miniovina
Lineage: Eukaryota; Fungi; Ascomycota; Sordariomycetes; Sordariales; Lasiosphaeriaceae
Product: major facilitator superfamily transporter
Exons: 4
Coding region: 1-1677 (558 amino acids)
Biological process (GO): transmembrane transport
Cellular component (GO): plasma membrane
Molecular function (GO): transmembrane transporter activity
Source: RefSeq, a predicted model, not a curated record